Orussus abietinus is the source of this 7063-nucleotide messenger RNA. It is a transcript of the gene Lpin, whose product is annotated as phosphatidate phosphatase LPIN1. Gene Ontology annotation, biological process: triglyceride biosynthetic process; fatty acid catabolic process; positive regulation of transcription by RNA polymerase II. Gene Ontology annotation, molecular function: transcription coactivator activity; phosphatidate phosphatase activity. The record is from RefSeq and is a predicted model, not a curated record. The transcript has 14 exons. Lineage: Eukaryota; Metazoa; Arthropoda; Insecta; Hymenoptera; Orussidae. The coding region runs from base 1100 to 4420 and encodes 1106 amino acids. Gene Ontology annotation, cellular component: nucleus.
GCCAGUAGACUCCACGCGCUCGCGCAGGACGCACGUGUUCUGACUUAGCUCCGCCCCGGCACGACCCAACUUAACCUACAAACCGGGUAUUACCGUACCAGGAACGUAUGUACUACACGUUAGGUUGUAAUUUUAACCCGAGUGAGAGGGAACCUAUCGAGCGUGACUAACCAACCCUCGCGUCGAUGCGUCGCGACAUCGUCGCCGAACGUUCCCUCUCGACGCCGGUAUUCCGCAGUGGAUCGUGCGUCGUGAGAUCAUGUAAUCGAUUAUCGAGACUCUUGAAAGGAAUCGAGGACCAGUCGAAGCGAACCCACGGGCGUCCGUCGCAAUUUCAACGCCGAGACCACGGAAGUCGUCACGACUAGCUUGUUCACUGAGACGAAAUCCGCGCCACGCGCCGUCGCCGAUCACGUGGUGCGCUAUUCUAUCGACCACCUUGCGUCGAGCGCUCUGAUUGGGUGGCGCCUGACCACGUGACCCGCGGCCGUCUCCUUCGACCGCCGUCGGCAACCUUCGGCUAUCUUCGGACGCCUUCGACCACCGUCUGCUGCUGCCGAACGAACUCAAGCGGACUCCUCAACGGACCGCGUAGGGUCGCCGAGGGAACAAAGGAUUCCGUGGAUUACAUUUUUUUUUGUACUGCCACUUGGUAGCGUGUCUCCGCCACUGCUGGUUAUCGAGGUGACAUCCUUCAACUCAUGAAGUCGAUAAAGCUCAGCCCGUGGCAAGUCGUCCCGGGACUUCGUCAUUCAGUCAGAACGACUUAGAACCGGCUUUACGACGGCGGUUUGACAGAUCGCCUCCACGUAUUUCUUCGUUGACGUUGCGACGACGCUUCUCUACUCUCCAGGAGCAUCCUGAAGGUUGGAAAAUACUCUCGAAGUGACUGUGAAGUUGUUUGGUGAAGUGUCAUCAUCGUCUACGCGUCAUAUUCACUGAUCUCUGUUGUAAAUUGGGAUCAUUCGGAAGCGAUUACUGACGACACAAGGACUCUGUCGUGUUGCACACGUUCCGGAUCUUAUACUCGAAGAGAGAACUCGGGAGAUCAGAGGGAUUUUCUGUUAGAUAGAGACCCAUUGGGUAUAUCGACUGUACGAUGUACAGCAUGAACUACUUUGGCAAGUUCCUUAGUAAUUUUAGAGACUUCUACAAUGAGAUCAAUGCUGCGACGCUAACCGGAGCUAUUGACGUGGUCGUGGUCGAGCAACCAGAUGGAUCCUUCGCUUGCUCCCCUUUUCACGUUCGGUUCGGCAAGCUGGGUGUAUUACGAUCCAGAGAAAAAGUGGUUGACAUUGAGAUCAAUGGAGAACCAAGACAAAUUCAUAUGAAACUGGGAGAUUCUGGAGAGGCAUUCUUUGUUCAAGAAGUAGGUUCCGCAGGAUCACCAGCAGAUUCUGAGAUACCACCACAUUUGGCUUGUUCACCAAUUCCUGAUGAUAGUUGUUUUCCUCCAUCAAGAUUUCAUCUUCUGUCUGAUUUACCUCAAGAACAUCAUGAAAAAAUUUUAAGAGAUUCCGUACUGUCGAUAGAGCGUGAGAAAUGGGAUCAAAUGUGUGCAUUGCCACCCGAUCAGCGGGAGAAGUUUUUAAUCGAACAAUUUGCCGAUCUUCCCGAGGAACAGCGUGAAAAGUGGCUGCAAAUAGCUUCCCUGACCAGUGAAGAGCGAGAGAGCAUCUUUCGAGAAAGUUUUGGUACGAUUUCUACUUUGCAAAAGCAACAGAUGAUUCGUGAACAGUAUUCUGCCUUGAAAACUGAAGAAAAAGAGAGACUGUUUAAAGAGAACUUUCCUGAACUACCAGUAGAGCAGAGGCAAAAGUUCGAAAAGGCACUGCUAAGUGACUGGCAAGAAAAUGACAAAUGGGAAGAAGGUAAGCCACUUGUUUCAAAGGGUGAGGAGGAAGAUAUUUUCAAUAUGGAAGGGAUCAACGAGGAUGAACCUCGAAUGACUGUGUCAACGCCGAAAUCUUUUGUUGCUGUUACUUCAUCCGAAAGAAUUCGGAAAAUUAGCGUCGUUAAUAAUGAUUUUCGUCCUAUUACGGAAGAUCCGCAAAAUAGUAGCAAGGAGAAAUCUAGCGAUGAAUCGAAUUCAUUUUUGGCUAAGAAGAGUUUAAAAGAUGAAGUCAUAGAGGAACCUAAAGUUGGUAAUGGUUCAAAGCGGAAGCGAAAGAGGAAGAGUGUCACAAAGAAGAAAGGUGCUCAGAGGAAAGCUAGCAAUGGCAGCAGUAGUCAAACCGAGAUGAGCGAAGCUGAUAGUGUACCCGCUGAAGAAUCUCAAAGUGAACCUGCUUUCAAGGGACCGAGUCCAAUUAUUGAAGUGGAAACGAAAAAUGCUUCGGAACCAUUAACUCCAUCAACAUUCGUCCAGGAACCCCACCGAGAGACAGAUUUUCAUUUCUUUAGUGACACCGAAGUUACCAAGAAUCGAGAUUCUAGACCGUGUUCGCCAGUACAGUCCGAUACGGAAUUCGAAAUGCGCAAAAUUACACAGGAAGAUGAGGAGAGGGAUGGCGAAAAAAGUCAUCAGCAAAGCUGGAGAUGGGGAGAAUUACCAAGUCCUCCGCCCGAGUCGAGUCAUUCUUCCCAUAGAAACUCGAUGAAUUCUUCAACCGCCGUAACACAAUCGAACGAUACAGAGGCACACCGAUCUAUGCUCAGUGGCAUGUUCUCCUUUAUGAAGAAGACUUCUCGUGUAAGACACAAUCCAGAGUCAGAAGGAAUUUAUCUGAGCGACCUUAAUGCCGAUGAACUGGAUCCCGAAGUCGCAGCUUUGUAUUUCCCUUCGUCCCAUCGUGGAGCAGCGGUUGCCAAAGAAGCAAAAAAUGUGGACGAGGAAGAUACGGAGUCCGGCAAUGGUCCAAGUUUGCCGCAAAGCCCGAACAGCGUUGAAGGAGCUAUUGGCGGUCCUAAAUCAUUGGACAGCGAUUUUGAGGAAUCAAAGAAUCCUGCAUUCGAUGGCCACAUCGAUGUAUCUCUUUCUCUGUGUGGAGGUGUGGAGACUGAAAACGGUCCAACCGAGGAUGCUUUCCACCAGAAUUUGUUACACUUCGAAGAUCUCUGCGCCGACCCUAAACUAUACGAGAAUCCAAAUUUAGUUGUGAAGAUUAAUGGGAAAUUUUACAACUGGGCAACCGCUUGUCCGAUAAUUAUGACUUUAGCAGUCUUUCAAAGACCUCUUCCGCAAUCAACUCUCGAGAGCCUUUAUGCUCACUACAUGCCGUUGCCUGUUCUUGAACCGAAGAAGCAGCAGAACAAGGUCGAAGGUCGCAGUUACAGUUCAUGGUUCUCCUGGAGACGUUCUAGUCAACCACCUCAGAAACCCCAGGGCUUAAGCGAAGUAGAUGGAUCUACUAUUCCACCUUCCGAACAAACUUCUGACGUAAAAGAGAUGACCAUAGAAGAAAGUACAACCGUUGAUAUGGAUACGAAAGUCGAAGAAACUCUUGUCACGAUAGAGACGUCAGAACAGACUUGCCUUCCUGACUCAGAACUUCGAAAGACUGAGAAAGACAGGGAAGGAGAAGGGUAUAGCGGAAGCGAGGACUCUGAUAGUAAUCAGAAUGAGACGCAAGGCGUUAAGAUACCGAUUGAGAGGAGAUCGUAUUACGAAUCCACUGAAAAGUACCGAAAAACUCUUAGACUAUCAUCGGAGCAAAUCGCCAGCUUAGGAUUGAAGGAAGGCGCCAAUGAAGUAGUAUUCAGUGUAACUACAGCUUAUCAAGGAACUACAAGAUGCAAGUGCCACAUCUAUCGUUGGCGCUGGGAUGACAAGAUCGUUAUAUCUGACAUUGACGGGACGAUAACGAAAUCCGACGUUCUUGGACACAUCCUUCCUAUUGUCGGGAAAGAUUGGGCGCAGUCUGGCGUUGCUCAGCUUUUUACGAAAAUCAAGAACAACGGGUACAAAUUGUUGUACCUAUCUGCCAGAGCGAUCGGGCAAGCUAGGGUCACCAGGGAGUACCUAAAGAGCAUUAAGCAAGGCGACCUUUCUCUUCCCGAAGGUCCGUUGCUUUUGAAUCCGACGAGCUUAAUCUCGGCAUUCCAUCGUGAAGUAAUUGAGAAAAAACCUGAAGAGUUUAAAAUAUCUUGCCUGAGUGAUAUUCAGGCUCUUUUCCCCGAGGACUCGAAUCCGUUCUAUGCAGGAUAUGGAAAUCGUAUUAAUGACGUGUGGGCGUAUCGAGCUGUAGGCAUUCCCAUAAUGCGAAUUUUCACCAUUAAUCAUCGCGGUGAAUUGAAGCAUGAGUUGACUCAAACAUUCCAAUCUUCGUAUUCAAAUAUGAGCUUUAUAGUGGAUCACCUCUUUCCGCCAUUGAGGGAGGAUGCUUCCGAUGAGUUCAGCAGUUUUGCAUACUGGCGAGAACCGAUCUCCGAGUUGCCGAAAUCUGAGGCGCUCAGUGCCGAAACUCAGGCGACCCAAUAAGUAAUGCUUACAAUUGGGUAAAAUAAUCCUCUUGCUCGUAAUGCGAUAAUGGUGAUUGUCCUCUGUAGCUAACUUUUAUACUCUACGUACGAGCAUAGUGUUUCUUGGCUGGUGCGACAAACCGAGGUGCUUUUUUAUGAAAGGAAGUCGCGCACAGAGACGAUUUCCAUUUAUAUAUUAAUUUACUUAAAUGAUUGUCUCAUUUGAUCGAGUGGUAUAACUUUAAAGAGAGAUGCAGAUUACUUUGAACUGUGAUGAACGAAGGAAAAAAAAAAGUACGAAAAGAGCCGGAUGCUGCGACAAAUGUCGAUGAUAAAAACGUUGCGGUCUUUAUAAACGCGUUGGGUCCUUAAUGAUUAAAUCGAGAAUGACUCUCGACACACAUGAUACAUGUUUGAAUUAGAUGUUAAAUUUUGCGACGUUUUUUUUUCCAUCUUAUUCAGGGUUUUGUUCUCAUUAUUUUCGCACCAGCCAUUGGUCGCAUUGUGCCUAGAAGCUUAAUGCAUUGCAAUCGGUCUUGCGAGGCGAAUUAUAGCGUACCGCUUAUAUGCAAACUUGUAAAACGUAAAAGUAAUCGUGGAGCACCUGAAUCAAUUUUUUUUAUGGAAUUGGAAAUAGAUUUUUUUUUUCUCUCCCUCGGUUAAAGUACGAUUGAUAGGAAUUAUUUAUCGAAUUGUUUGCAUGUAAGGUUGGUUUGGUCUGCGGUUGGGUAAUUUGUACCGAUAAUUCCCAUGAGAGAUUACUUCACGCAUGUGACGUCUGAAGAGGGAAGAGGUGAAGAUUUCGACCGUCAUUUCUAUCGAAAUUAAUAUGUGAUUACCACAUUGUCAUUGUUAGUUGGAUAAGCUUCGAUUGUCAACUCGUUUAGAUAUGGAACACCUAUCCGAUGUCCAUUUUAAUUCGAAAGAUUAAUAUUUAUUUUUGUACCAGAUCUCGAUUUAGUUGGCGUGCUGUUGUCAAAUUGCCAUAAAUGUAGACGAAUGUCAACGCUUGAAAUGUGAUAGAACGAUGUCGUACUUUCGCGGUGAUUUUCUUGUAUACACGGUAAUUAAUUUAAAGUACUAGUGUUAAUAGUUCAACGCGUUAAAAGAGACGGACAGGAAUGUUGUACCGAGAACUAAUUACAUGUACGGAGAAUUGUCGUGUAUACCAGAGGUAAUUGCAUCAAUAUCUCCGGUGAAUUACAAAUUCCAUGAUAAACUGACAGAGGUAUCGAUGCAAGUUCUGCACUAUAGAUUAUGCUAGUUAUUCAAUAUGACAAUUUGGCAGCCCUACUGAAUGAUUGUCUAAUUCCCAUUUUGUACUUGGCAUCUUACUUUAGAAAAUCGGGUCUUCAAGAUAGAGGUGUAUGGGAUUUCGUUAUUGUAGAUAAAUCUCUAAUGUAUUUUCACCUCCCUUGAAUGUUGGGUACGUAAGGUGUGUAUUUAUUUGAUUGCGAUUACCUUCGAGGUUUGGCAAUAACUUUAUAAGACGUAACUCUUAAUGUUCCUUAACAUAAAGGUAUAAUUCUCGGAUUUGGAAGAGACUGGUUUAAUUGAGGUCUCAAUUUCUGUAGAUACUUAUUUUUCUAAAGUGAAAUUAUAAUUGCGUCGUACCAAAGAAUUUCUUCUUUUUUUUUUUUUAUUACCGUUGCGUUUAGGUACGCCAUGAAAAAUGAUUCAUUCAUUUUCCUUGUACGAUAUAACAAUGUCAGGAUAUAUGGAAGCUAAUUUGCAGUACUAUCGAUUGAAGGCUCGAAAGAUGUGUACCGAAGAAAGACGAUGAAGACAUUUCAUAUUAUAAUUCUCAUUGAUAUAGCAAAUGCUAGGUUUAUUAUCAUUUUGUAAAGUGUGUAUAUUUAUACAUAUAUAGUAUAAAUUUAGUGCGUUAUAUAUAUUAAUUUCUGUGAAAUAUAUAACGUAUUUAUUUUAUAAUAAUAUUUUAUCUUUUGUUAAUCAUAUUCGGUAAAUAAAUUUAGUUCCUUUGUAGCUUUAUUUGUUUACGUUUUUAAGUUAGGAAUACUGUUAUGCCAUUAUUGAGUAUUUCAUAAGGUGCACAUAUAACAUGGAAUAAGAUUCAAAAGAAAUUCGAAUUACACACUUAUUCUUUCCAACUAGUCAUUAUUGUAUGUGUAACUAAAUAUGUAAUACCAAAUCACAAGUGAGGGUUGUGCUUUCAACGCAUUCUCGUUGUUCUACACACUUAUUUAGUUUAGCGAUUAUUAGAAAGUGAAUGUUGAAUUGAAGAUGAUUCACUUUGAUUUUUCUUUUCUUUCGAAAUACCUAUAAAAUGUAAAUCAAGAUUUACUUAAGUCGGAUUUGUUAUCAAAUUUCAUCUGUUACUAAUUACUACAUCGAAUGCGCAAUUAUGAUCUCACUUAAUUUAAUGUAUAAUGGCAUUAGGAUAUGAUUUAUUUACAAUGGAUGAAAUAUUUAUGUUCACCUUCCAUACUAUAAAAUGUAAUCACACAUCUGCGUAGCAUUCGUACGUUCAUAGUAAACAAGUGCUCAACUAUUUAGUCUUCAAAGCUCGGCAUGUAAACGUUACCCUUUUACACGAAAUCGCGCAUCGUUAGAGCCUUCUAAUGCUAAAAAUCAUUUGAUGUAACGGUGGUAUGCUUUGUAGUCUUCAUAUAUUUCUUGGAAUAAAGUAAAUGGCAUAAGA